Molecule: messenger RNA, 864 nt
Organism: Phlebotomus papatasi
Lineage: Eukaryota; Metazoa; Arthropoda; Insecta; Diptera; Psychodidae
Product: protein D3-like
Exons: 3
Coding region: 48-671 (207 amino acids)
Source: RefSeq, a predicted model, not a curated record
UCACAUUAGUUCAGAAGACUUUGUUAAGAUCAGUCGUAUUUAACACGAUGGCAAUUUUUGUGAUUAUUUUGUGUGGUCUAAUCUGUGCAAUAUCUAUUAUUUCUGGUCUGGAUGAUAUAGCAUCAAAAUAUCAGACUUCUGAAUUGGUUCCUGACGCCUUCCCUUCUCCUCCUGAAAAUCCGAUUGAGGUUACGUAUACAAGUGGAGCAGAGGUAAAUUUUGGUAAUGAGCUAACCCCAACAGCUGUUAAGGAUGUGCCUGAUGUAAAUUGGAACGCCAAUUCCGAGGAUUUUCAUACCCUUAUUUUUGUGGAUCUUGAUGCACCAAGUCGAAAAGAUCCAACAUUUCGUGAGGUAAUUCACUGGAUGGUGGUAAAUAUACCGGGAGCCAAUGUGGAUGAGGGUGAGACUAUUAUCGAAUUUAUAGGAUCAGGACCAUCAAAAGGCACUGAUCUUCACCGAUAUGCCUUCUUCGUCUUUAAGCAACCCUCAGGAAAAUUAGAUUUUUCAGCUGAAGACAAAGUCGAUAAAAGAAACAUAAAGAAACGUAUUUCAUUUUCAACAAUAAAAUUUGCUGAAAAGUAUUCUUUGGAACUUUUGGGAGGUAACUUCUAUCAAGCCCAAUACGAUGAUUAUGUACCGAUUUUGCAUGCACAAUUUCACUCAGAAUAAAUCAGAAUUGGAAAUAUAUUUCCAAGUUAUUUUCACGAGUAAAUUUCUGAGUAUUUGAGACAUGCCGAAUAAAUACAACAAUGUUUUUAUUUGAUUGACUUAUUACAAAAUAAAAUGCAAUUGAAAAAGUCUUCUUAGCAACAUUGUAACGAAUUUAAUUUUAUGGAGUUUCCUAAUAAAAGAAAUCACAAUU